This is a messenger RNA of Closterium sp. Naga37s-1, 648 nucleotides long. The record is from the annotation of a GenBank genome assembly. NCBI's taxonomy places the organism in Eukaryota, Viridiplantae, Streptophyta, Zygnematophyceae, Desmidiales, Closteriaceae.
AUGGCGUGGACCGUGGACCCGCAAUGGGAAGCGGCGCUAGGACUUGUCGGAACCCUCUCCGCCAUAGCCCUGUUCAUAUCACCCAUUAAAACGUUUCAGCGGAUAAUAAGCAGGCGAAGCACGGAGGACUUCCCGUCCUUCCCCUACGUGUCCACGCUGCUCAAUUGCUUCGUCUGGACCGUCUACGCUCUCCCGUUCGUCACUCCCAACCGCUUUCCACCGCUUGUUACCAAUGUCAUCGGCGUGGCCUUCCAACUGGUUUACCUCGUGCUCUUCGUACGCUAUGCCAAGGAUAAAGCUCAGAGCCAAGUGCGGCAGCAGCUGCUGGUGCUCUCCACCUUUCUGCUGCUCUUCACAGCUCUCCUCUUCACCGCCGUGUCGCCUCCCAGCCGCACUGCUGUGGCUGGGAAUCUAGCCACUCUCUUCACUGUCAUCAUGUUUGGCGCUCCUCUCUCCUCGCUGUCUGUGGUGCUGAGGACACGCAGUGUGGAGUUCAUGCCGCUGCCACUCUCCCUCAUGUCAUUCGUUUGUAGCACGGCAUGGAUGGCCUAUGGGAUCUACGUGCAAGACACUUAUGUGAUUGUCCCAAAUGCCCUGGGUUCAAUUCUUGGCAUCAUCCAACUUUGCAUCUACUAUGCGAUCAGGUAA